CUUGUAGUACUUAAUGCUUCUGUGUUAUUUAAGUGUUAAUAUACACACAGUUUAAUGUAGCUGCUUGUCUGUGUUAUAUGACACUUUAAAAUACUCAAUCAUGCUCGACUGGUAAUUUCUGUUAUUUUUGCAAUGACUAAACAAUCACCUCUUCAUACCGGCAUUUCCAUUGUGACCUGUGAAAGGCGUGAUCAGCAGAUCUUCAGCAUGUUUUUCUGUAGGACACACGCCUUGAUUUCCUGCAUGUGCUGGGAGGUUGCGAGCGCGAGGAAAGUACGCGGAAGCUCGUGAACGCGUUUGUUCCGCUCCCUCCUGUCAAUCAAAAACUGGUCAUGUCGCAAGCCAAGUCAUUUAUUUUCAUCGGCUAUAAUAAAAAGUUACUCUCGCGUAGUCGCGGAUAUGAACGGACACGCGCCCGAAGGAAAUGUGAAGACGAGCGCAGGUGAGAGCGGAGAUCUGCUCGAGCACAGGUGGCCUGACGAUCUCUCAUCGGGUGGUGUGAUAUCUCGGCGUGUUUGGAAGGCUGCUGAUCCUCGGGUCCGGACAGAAAUGAAGGGUCCAGCACGGACAGUGAUCGUGCACCACACUGCGCUCUGGUCCUGCGUUCAGCCGCGUGACAGUCUCGCUCAGCUCGCGCACAUCCAGAACCUGCACAUGCACGAGCGAGAAUUCGACGAUAUCGGUUACAAUUUUCUAAUCUCAGGAGAUGGAUCGGUGUAUGAAGGGCGUGGAUGGGGAGUUGUAGGUGCUCAUGCAAAAGACCACAAUUUAGAUUCUGUUGGUAUUGCCUUCAUGGGUAACUUCAAUGAUGAAUUGCCUACUCCUGCAUCACUGACUGCUUUGCAGAGAUUGCUGCGUGCUGGAGAGAUUUCCGGACACGUGCAGCCUGACUUUGUGCUUGUGGGACACAGAGAUGUAGCAAAAACUGAAUGUCCAGGUGAAAAUGUCUACUCCGCAUUAACAAAACUAAGAACCCAAUUAGGAAAAAGGUGACUUUACCAAGAAUAUUUGCUCUGCUUGAUCCUUGCUGUAUUUGUUACAGUGUGUGAAUGAUAAUAGCAUACUGUGGUUGUGCAUUAAAGGAAUUGGACAUGUUUAUUUUUGUCUCAGUUCUCAGUGUGUGUCCACUUCUCUAAUAAAAUAAUUAUCAUAAAAUAACUGAGCAUUUAAGAAGGCUUGUGAGUCUUGUUAUAGUCUUCCAUAUAUUAUGAAUGUUACUUUGUACAUAGCCUAUCCUCAAGAAUUAAAUCUGGUAGCACUGACAUUAUAAAAUAAAAUAAAAUUGAAUAAAAAGUGUAUGCUUUAUAAUACAAUGUGUAUGCUUUUUGUUUAAUAGGCUAUUUCAUUCUGGGAAAAAAACGUGCUGAAUCAGGAUAUUUUAUUUAUUUGUAAAAUUUGCUUCCUGAAAUUUCCAAAUCUAUUUGUUUCCCUUCCCUGUGUCACAAAAUGUAUGCAUGUUGUUUCUAUUUAUGUAAUAUGUCAAUGCAGUUUGCAAAUUUACAUUAAAUUUCUUAAUAUCUUA
Misgurnus anguillicaudatus (oriental weatherfish) is the source of this 1522-nucleotide messenger RNA. It is a transcript of the gene pglyrp5, whose product is annotated as peptidoglycan recognition protein 5. The record is from RefSeq and is a predicted model, not a curated record. Gene Ontology annotation, molecular function: zinc ion binding; N-acetylmuramoyl-L-alanine amidase activity. Gene Ontology annotation, biological process: peptidoglycan catabolic process. Lineage: Eukaryota; Metazoa; Chordata; Actinopteri; Cypriniformes; Cobitidae.